Synchiropus splendidus (mandarinfish) is the source of this 3372-nucleotide messenger RNA. RefSeq names its product ST3 beta-galactoside alpha-2,3-sialyltransferase 4 (gene st3gal4). The record is from RefSeq and is a predicted model, not a curated record. The transcript has 9 exons. Gene Ontology annotation, molecular function: sialyltransferase activity. Gene Ontology annotation, biological process: glycolipid biosynthetic process. NCBI's taxonomy places the organism in Eukaryota, Metazoa, Chordata, Actinopteri, Syngnathiformes, Callionymidae. Bases 1912 to 2859 code for a protein of 315 amino acids.
UGGGUUCCAAGUCUCCACAGGUCUGCACAUGGCUGUUUUUACCAAAACUCAUGAUGCACAGAUCAGGACUUCAGACUUCAGACCUCCUUCUGUAAUGCCUUCUAGCCACCCUCAGCGCCUCCUGGCCAGUCUAUGGUGUUGAAGCUACUUCACUCCAAGGAAAUCAAGUCAUUGAUUCUAGAUUUGAGUCAGAGAUUCCUGCCCUGUCUCUGACCGUGCAGGGACCAGGAGGCCUUCAACAAGCCUGGCCAUCUCUGAGCCAAGCCUCCUCGCUGACAAGUCACUUCUAACUUCCUUUGAUGAUGCUGCUGCUGGUCACGCACGUAACGUACGACUAAAGCUGAAAACAUCCAUCCUGUCAUUCCAACAGAACAAAGAAAUCCACCCAUGAUGGUGACGCCGUUCAACCACUGCUCGGAAGCGCUGAUUCAGCACUUCUCCAGUUAAAGCAGCUGUAGGCAGGACUGAAAAUAUUUGCUUUUGGCGGCGCCGCAGCAUGGUGCCUGAGGCUCCUUCCUGUCGCCUUCGUCGUCUGCAGCUUCCUGGCCUACUACUGCUCCUACACCAUCAUUCAAAGUAGUGGAACCACGGUCAGGCCUCUGAACAGCAGCCGGACGCUGUGCAGCGGCUGGCUCGCCCACAGGAAGUGGGAAGGUCUCAACCUGAAGUGAGUCCCGCAGCUCUGUCUCUUCAGGAACGGAUUAGCCGCGUUUACAUGCGUCUUAAAGGCACACUGCUGCGAAUCCUGCGCCUGGUGACCGACACCAGAUGCAUUCUUGUGUAGGAUUCAUUCUUUGUUCCUAAACCUGAACCUGGUCACAUGACUGAACUAGUACUGCCUCACUCGACUAACCAAUGUGUGGCUCACUGUUUCUCUGCAUCUCAUUUGGUGACAAAUGUGCCACUUGUGACUCUUUCUGUCGAAAUAUCUACAGAUGACUGUUUGUCAUUCACAGCACAAAUAUUUGUUUUCUAUCUUUAAUACAUUCAAAAAUGCAUUGGAAAUUGAAGUCAAACAUGAGCUAAACAUGGUUUUUAUUCUCUUAUUUCUUUCUCAGCAGCUGUUGAGAGUUUCUUGGAAAUAUUCCUGUAAUUAUCCACUUUUUAUCCUUCACACGACAUUCUACCAUAUUUCAGCUUUGUGUGCUCCGUUACUAUUGUGUAAAACUAAAAACAAGUGCUAUAAAUGUUCUCAUGACUCUCACCCUUGGUAGUUUGAACUAAGCAAAUCCCUCUCUACUCAGCACGUGCUGUUGCACUGUGUUUAACGCAGUGUCCAAGCCUUUCAGAGUCUUCCAACAGGAAGAGAAAAGGGCUGAAUCUUUUUUGGUUUCUGACCUGGAGUCUCUGCUGUAGGUCGACUCGACAAGUUUUACAUGGACAUUUGCGAGUCAAGCUCCAUGGAAAUGAGAGGCAUUGACUUCCAAAUGGAACCUCCUCAGGGGCUCCAACGCCACACUUUUGUCGCUUUCAUUUCAAACUGGGAAGCCUGGACUUAUUUUCAGUAAGAGGCCAAAGCUGGUUCCUUCUAACUGGAUCAAAUGAUGGCUCUUCCUUCUUGGUCAGUUUAACCAGCGGCUCCUGCUGAAGUGGUGGUUUGUGGAUCCAUCUCCGAAGCCUUUAAAACGCCGCUGGAAGCACCACUCCACUGGCCAGACUCUUGGCUGCCGCAGACGUGUGGCAGGGCUCUUCUCUGAGGAGCCGGCUGACCUCCUGCCGCUCCAGGCCACGGACUGACUGGCUCUCAGAGACAGUGGCUCAUAAACAGCUGGAGUGUGAAGCCAAGUCACAGCUAUUUGUCUGAGUACAACCUGCUUCCCGUCGCAGGCUCUGCAGCGCUGAGGCCUGCCCACACCCUUCUUCAGCAACAGGCUGUGGAAUGGAGACCUUUGAGUGCAUCUGCAUUGGCUGAUGGCCCUGGAAGCACAGGCCGUUGUUGAAGACGACCGACCGCUCAAAACACCAAUAACCUGGGCCAAGAAUUUGCUGAGUCAUGCGUUUUCUAAUCCGUCUUCAACUCCUCCGUGCAGCAUCAGCAGGCAGAAGCAGCUCUUCCUGAAGCUGGGAGACUUUUUCUGGCGAGAUCAUGGAUCGCAGCUGGCCUUACCCUACGGCGUCAAGGGCAGCGAGCUGCAGCUGCUCAAGGUUCUGGCCAUGACCCCGUAUUACCAGCUCCCGGCCCACAUUGAAAAGCUUGAGUGCAGGUCGUGUGUUGUUGUUGGCAACGGAUACGUCAUCAAGAACAGGUCUCUGGGAGGAGUCCUCAACAGCUAUGACGUGGUCAUCCGCCUGAAUAACGCCCCCGUGCGCGGCUACGAGGAGGAUGUCGGCAACAAGACCACCAUGAGGUUCUUCUACCCCGAGUCGGCCUCAGUGAACCCCAGUCUAAACAACGAGCCCGACACGCUGAUGGUCCUGGUGCCUUUCAAACAACAAGACCUUCGCUGGCUGAAGGAGAUCCUCUACGAUGAGAAGAGGGUCAGAAAAGGAUUUUGGAGGCCGCCUCCCCAGAUUUGGCUGGGUGACGCCAGUAAAGUCAGAGUGCUGAACCCUCACUUCAUGCACCAGACGGCGGAGAGACUGCUCCACAUCCCGUUUCCCCCAAAGGCCAAGCAGGUGCCAUUCCAUCCCACGACAGGCAUCCUAGCUGUGUUCGUGGCUCUGAAUUUCUGCGAUGUGGUCCACGUCGCUGGCUUUGGAUACCCCAGCUCCCAGAACCAAAGACUCCCCAUCCACUACUAUGGCCAUGACACCAUGAACUUGAUGAAGAAUUCCAACCACGACCUCGGGCGCGAAGCCAAAGCCUUAAGAGGACUGGAGGAAGCGGGUGCCAUCGUGUAUUUGCACCCCCAUUUGUGACGGCGGUGGAGUCCAGGUGGUGCGUUUCCACUGAUGCCUUGUGUUUGAACUGUCAGGUCAGGAUGAUGGAGCGUGCUUACCCACUGUGGCACCUUCUCUGUGGUACUGAGCGACACCAGCUGUCAGUCAUCCACCACCUCACUACCGUCCCAGGACCGGCGGCGGUGGGAGAAGGCUUUAGAAGGCAGCGUUGGUGCUUUUGGUGCUUCGUACUCAACCAUGUCCAUGGUUUCUUCUUUAUUCCUCGGUCAAAUUAAAUUUUGAGUUAAUUUAGUCACUUGUGUUUUAGAGCUCCACCCUUCUGCUCAUGGCAGCUGAUUUGUCACGAGUCACCGACCUGUUAAGCCACCUGAUCAGUGCUCGCAGUUUGAUUUUGCUCUCCUUUUAUUUAUUUGCAAUGUUUCUAAAGGCUAUGCAGGUGAAUGGUCCCACUGGAUUUUCUAUUGUAAAAAACUAUUUUUAAAUAAAAAUAAAUAAAUAAAUAAAUAUAUAUAUAUGUGUAUAUGACGUUGU